UUGAAUUUUUGAAUAGAACUUAAUAAUCAUUCUAGGUUUCUUACAUUUAUAUUUCUAAGCCUUAAAUUUUAACAGUUAAAAGUUCAGAUUCUCAUUUUAAUUCUAAUAAAAAUAGAAGAUUUUUUUCUUUGUAAUCAGGCAAAAUUUGAGGGGAAAAGAAAAUCUAGCGGUGUCUAUUCUUUUUAAUUUUCGCGCCAAACAAACCUGAUCAUUCUUUUUCUUAUCCAAACAUGGUCGAUCCAAUCUGGAUCACCCGUGGCCGUGUUUGGCCCGAAUUUUGUGGGUUCAAGACUGGUGAGAGAGAGAGAGAGAGAGAGAGAGAGAGAGAGGAGAGGAGAGAGAGAGAGAGAUGGGGAUGAAUAGCCUGUUCCAGGUGACGACGCCAUGGUCGACGACCUCUUGGAUGUCUUCUUCAUGCAUGUAUAAUUAUAAAUUCAGCGCGACCCUUCAAAUGCAUCACCUAUCUCUCCUCUCUUCUCUCUCUUCAUCCCUGCCCACUGCCGAAUCGGCCUUCUCUUCUAAGCCUUCUGUGAUGAUUCCCCAAUCCUCGAUUUCAGGAACCCUUCCUGCAGGCUGUGGAUGUUCAUGGGUGCAAGACAACUCCAUGUCGCAUAACAGUGUCGCCAUCAAUGCAAGGAAGCAAUGCCCAUUACAUUCAGUGUUUCCUACAACAUCUGCAGAAGUUUCUUCUGUGCAGGAUCUUUUUGAAUUUAUAUGCUCAGGUCCUCUUGUAAAUAAACUGGGUUUGACCAGGGAAAUGAUGGCUGAUUCCAUUGACAAGUGGUUGGAGUAUGGGCUGCACCUGUGUAGAUUUUUUCAGCUUAAUGAAUUGACCCUAACAGUUCCUCAGAAAGCUAGGUUUUAUCACUACUACAUACCAGUCUUCUUGUGGUGUGAAGAUCAGAUUUCUCAACACAGGUCCAUGUUCAAAGAUGAAGAAGAUAUACCUCCUUUGGUGAUUGGUUUCAGUGCGCCACAAGGUUGUGGAAAGACCACUCUUGUCGUUGCUCUUGAUUAUCUUUUCCGAGUCACUGGCAGGAAGUCUGCAGCAAUUUCCAUAGAUGAUUUCUAUUUGACAGCAGAAGGUCAGGCUAAAUUAAGAGAAGACUAUCCUGGAAAUGCACUUUUAGAGUUACGUGGAAAUGCUGGGAGCCAUGAUAUUUCAUUAUCUGCUGAAACUUUGACGGCUCUAACUAAAUUGACCAAAGAAGGUAUGAAGAUGAAGCUGCCUCGAUAUGAUAAAUCUGCAUUUAAUGGGAGAGGUGACAGGGCUGAUGCUUCAACUUGGCCGGUGGUUGAAGGGCCUCUAAUGGCUAUUCUCUUUGAAGGUUGGAUGCUUGGUUUCAAACCUCUCCCAGUGGACAUUGUCAAAGCUGUUGAUCCACAGCUGGAGAUUGUAAACAAAAAUCUUGAAGGCUAUUAUGAUGCAUGGGACAAGUUUAUCAAGGCAUGGAUUGUUAUCAAGAUUAAGGACCCAAGUUGUGUGUACCAGUGGCGAUUACAGGCAGAGAUUGCCAUGAGGGCUGAUGGCAAACCAGGGAUGUCUGACGAGGAGGUAAAAGACUUUGUUUCACGUUAUCUGCCAGCAUACAAGGCCUAUCUUCCCACUCUCUACUCUGAAGGACCAAAUGGGUCAAAGCCGGAGCAUCUCCUUGUGAUUGAAAUUGAUGAAGAGAGAAACCCCAUCCUAGGGAACUAGUAGGGGGAUUGGUAUAAUGCUGUGAAGGACGACAGAAAAAUUGAUCUGGUCAUCUUAAGAUGUUGAGGGUAGUGUAAGGUUCAAGCGCCGAGUAGAAAUAGCAUUCUGGUGCAAAGUGAAACUAAUCUGAAGUAGUUGAUUUUUGCACUGUUGAUGUGCCAGAUAGAAGCUUCAACCCGUGUAAAUCCGCUCUCCUUCUGGGAUUUGGUACGGGAGGCCGCUGAAAGCAUUUAUUCUAUAUUCAAUACCUGUAUCUUGUGCCUUUUCCCCUAGAGAUCUCCAUAGGUCCCUUCCUACUUUCACCCAGAGGCCAUGGUUGCUCCCUGAUUUUCUCCCUAGUGACCCCUUUUUAAUGUGUGUAUGUGCCAUGACUUCUGUUUUGCUUAUGUAGCUAUAUCUCUUGUUUAUUGUGUUGUCUGUUAUUACUUGGCAUUAUGGGCUCAUGAAUUAUAAAUUGUAAGGAUCUGUCGAUGCCAUUUUAAAAA
Molecule: messenger RNA, 2184 nt
Organism: Malania oleifera
Lineage: Eukaryota; Viridiplantae; Streptophyta; Magnoliopsida; Santalales; Ximeniaceae
Product: D-glycerate 3-kinase, chloroplastic
Exons: 13
Coding region: 350-1699 (449 amino acids)
Biological process (GO): photorespiration
Cellular component (GO): cytoplasm
Source: RefSeq, a predicted model, not a curated record